AAGUCACUCGUGAGUGACAAAUUAUGGUAAUUUCCUUGAUAAUUUGAUCCUCAUUCCAUUCUCCAAUUCCUGAAAGUCUAAAUGAGUACAAAGAAAGAAUGCCAUCUCUAAAAAUAGCUUUAAAUAUAUUUUCCCCAGAGUCAAGAAUAGAUUUUUUUAAAGAAAUGUAAUAAUGAUUCAGAUGUAUCAUUCACUACCAAAUAUAUGUUAUCAUCAGACAUUAGAUGAACUUUCUUUGUAGUUUUCUUCCAUUAAACAGUAACUUUAAAGCCACCCUGCUAGCUUGCUAGAUUUUAGUAGGUCAGCAUACACACCAAAAGUGUAUUAAGGUGGACUGUUCUCUGUAUUGAUUUUCCAUGGAUCUGCUAAGGACUCCGGGCAAUUGUCUGCGAAGGGGGCGGGAGGCCCAUACAUGAUCCAGGUCAUGCGCAUCUAGCCAAUUUGUAAGACGAUCCCACCGCCCAAAGCCAUCAGCAGUCCUUAGCAUAGGGGCACACUCAUGCAUUCCUGUCAAGUCAUCUUGUGAAAGCCUGCCUGCUUCCAGCUUGGCUUGGAUGUGCAACCUUAAUAAAACUCACUGAGGUCUGGGAGAAAAUAGCAGAUCUGCAGCAGAUAGGGUAGAGGAAAGGGGCUAGAAUAUGUACACGCAGCUGACUGGGCAGGCUCUACGCGGCUGCUGCACGGUUACACAGAGAGGAAACAAUAAAUCUCAGCGACUAUGCAAUAAAUAUCUCAAGUUUUAACGAAGGAAACUCUCAUUACAGUGAAAUAAAAAGAAAUUAUACGUUUAUGUAACAUUUUAGAACAAAGCUAACAAAUGGCUAGUUUCCUAUGAUUCUUCUUCCAACGUUUGCUUUGAGGAGGCAAAACAAAACAAAACAACAACCACCAGUCAAACAAGCAAGCAGUUUUACCUGAAAUAAAGAGCUAGUGUAAAGGUCAGAAGAGAAGGCGCGAGUUUUGCGGGAGAGGCACGGAAGGCGAGCGCGGUGGCUGUACCAUGACAGUUUUCCUUUCCUUUGCUUUCUUCGCGGCGAUUCUGACUCACAUAGGGUGCAGCAACCAGCGCCGAAGUCCAGAGAACAGUGGGAGAAGAUAUAACCGGAUUCAACAUGGGCAAUGCGCCUACACUUUCAUUCUUCCAGAACACGACGGGAACUGUCGGGAGAGUACCACGGACCAGUACAACACCAAUGCUCUGCAGAGAGAUGCUCCGCACGUGGACACGGAUUUUUCUUCCCAGAAACUUCAACAUCUGGAGCAUGUGAUGGAAAAUUAUACUCAGUGGUUGCAAAAACUUGAGAAUUACAUUGUGGAAAAUAUGAAGUCGGAGAUGGUCCAGAUACAGCAGACGGCAGUGCAGAAUCACACAGCCACUAUGUUGGAGAUAGGAACCAGCCUCCUAUCUCAGACAGCAGAACAGACCCGAAAACUGACAGAUGUUGAGACCCAGGUACUAAAUCAAACUUCUAGACUGGAAAUACAACUGCUGGAGAAUUCUUUAUCAACAUACAAGCUAGAGAAGCAACUUCUUCAACAGACAAAUGAAAUUCUAAAGAUUCAUGAGAAAAACAGUUUAUUAGAACAUAAAAUCUUAGAAAUGGAAGGAAAGCACAAGGAAGAGUUGGAUACCUUAAAGGAAGAAAAAGAGAACCUUCAAGGCUUAGUUACUCGUCAAACAUAUAUAAUCCAGGAACUGGAGAAGCAGCUCAACAGAGCCACCACUAACAACAGUGCUCUUCAGAAACAGCAGCUGGAACUAAUGGACACAGUCCACAACCUUGUCAACCUUUGCACUAAAGAAGGUGUUUUGCUUAAGGGAGGAAAAAGAGAGGAAGAAAAACCAUUUAGAGACUGUGCAGAUGUAUAUCAAGCUGGUUUUAAUAAAAGUGGAAUCUACACUAUUUAUAUUAAUAAUAUGCCAGAACCUAAAAAGGUGUUUUGCAAUAUGGAUGUGAAUGGAGGAGGUUGGACUGUAAUACAGCAUCGUGAGGAUGGAAGUCUAGAUUUCCAAAGAGGCUGGAAAGAGUAUAAAAUGGGUUUUGGAAAUCCCUCUGGUGAAUAUUGGCUGGGGAAUGAGUUUAUUUUUGCCAUCACCAGUCAGAGGCAGUACACCCUAAGGAUUGAAUUAAUGGACUGGGAGGGAAACCGAGCCUACUCACAGUAUGACAGAUUCCACAUAGGAAAUGAAAAGCAAAACUAUAGGUUAUAUUUAAAGGGUCACACUGGGACGGCAGGAAAACAGAGCAGCCUGAUCUUACACGGUGCUGAUUUCAGCACUAAAGAUGCUGAUAAUGACAACUGUAUGUGCAAAUGUGCCCUCAUGCUAACAGGAGGCUGGUGGUUUGAUGCUUGUGGCCCCUCCAAUCUGAAUGGGAUGUUCUAUACUGCUGGACAAAAUCAUGGAAAGCUGAAUGGAAUAAAGUGGCACUAUUUCAAAGGGCCCAGCUACUCCUUACGUUCUACAACUAUGAUGAUUCGGCCUUUGGACUUUUGAAAGUACAUUGUCAAAAGUGACAAUGACAGCCACAAAGAAAUCCAGAGAGGAAACUACCAGAUGAGAAACAGUUUAAAAACUUCUGAGACAAACAAUAUUAUCUCCCUUCCAACCAGGGCUCGUUAUGUGAUGUUGCUGAGGUUCUUGACUGUGGAUUUGGAGCCUUUUGAGUUCAUGAAAGCCUCUACUUGGGCACUGUACUGGCAUCUUUUGACUAGAGAGAAUGUCCUUCACUGUCAUGCUUUAGAUUGAAAAGGGAGUGCUCAUCUUGCUGUGUUUUAAACUACUACUGCAUUGAAUUUGGAAACUGUGGCAGCCAGAGGAUAAUUAAAGCUUAUUGAUUUUU
Molecule: messenger RNA, 2843 nt
Organism: Dipodomys spectabilis (banner-tailed kangaroo rat)
Lineage: Eukaryota; Metazoa; Chordata; Mammalia; Rodentia; Heteromyidae
Gene: Angpt1
Product: angiopoietin 1
Exons: 9
Coding region: 1001-2497 (498 amino acids)
Biological process (GO): Tie signaling pathway; angiogenesis
Molecular function (GO): receptor tyrosine kinase binding
Source: RefSeq, a predicted model, not a curated record